Molecule: messenger RNA, 1664 nt
Organism: Cynoglossus semilaevis (tongue sole)
Lineage: Eukaryota; Metazoa; Chordata; Actinopteri; Pleuronectiformes; Cynoglossidae
Gene: eef1akmt3
Product: EEF1A lysine methyltransferase 3
Exons: 4
Coding region: 543-1214 (223 amino acids)
Cellular component (GO): cytosol; protein-containing complex
Source: RefSeq, a predicted model, not a curated record
AAUUCUUUUAAUGUACUUUUUUGCAGUUUAACCUGUUGAAAGAGUCUCAAACUUUUAUAAAAGAAUAUUUUGAGAAUUCUGACAUACAGUUUAUGCUGGUGGAAAUCUGGAAUUUGGAAGUGAAAGCCCCACUUAAUGUUGGAAUCCUGAAAUUUAAGGAAUUUUGACUUUAGUUCCAGAAUUCUAAGAUAUUUUGACAACGAUUUUAAUUUCUUACAUGGAAUGCAAUUCAAAUCAAUAGAAUGUGUAAAACUCUUGGAAGAUAACUUAAAUUUCUCGUACAGAACUGAAAUUCGUAGGAUGAAAUUUAGAAAACGUUGUAUUUUAAAUCUGCAUUCUAAAAUUUUCCCAAAACACAAAAAAUGAUGACUUUAAACCCAGAAUUGUUCGUUGUCACUACUCGUUUAAAGUUCACAUGUUGGGAGCCACACUCCAGAGGAGGCAGUAACGUGCCCAAAAUCAGCUUGGACACCUCCAUUAACCACAAAAAGAAGAGAGUGCUCCGAACGAUUUGAGUUUUAUCCAUAUAUUAAAAUUAUAGAAUGAGCUUUACCGUAGAAGAAGAUAGCCCGUUCCCCGCGGAUGACGGCCUGUUCGCGGACACCUUUUCUCAGGAUAUCGACUACACUCUGUGGGGUCAGCAGCUGAGGAUUAAACAACUGUUCGGUGCGAACCUCGGCGUGGCUUCGACGGUCUGGGAUGCUGCUGUGCUCCUGUGUCGGUUCCUGGAGCUGCAGCGUGUAGAGCUGAGGGGGAAGCGUGUGCUGGAGCUGGGAGCCGGGACCGGUCUGCUCGGUACUGUGGCGGCUCGUCUCGGUGCGACAGUUGUGCUCACCGACCUUCCCGUGGCCGUCCCACAGCUACAGUCCAAUGUUUCAGACAACAUGCCAGCCAGUGGUUGGCCUUCCACUCCUCCCAGAGUUCUCCCUCUGUCCUGGGGUGAGGAUCACAACAACUUUACGUCCGACUGGGACCUGGUGUUGGGGGCAGAUAUAGUUUACCUCAGAGACACGUUUCCGCUGCUCAUAGAAACACUUAGUCAUUUGUGCAAGAACGGAGCUGCCGUUUACCUGUCAUCAAAGAUGCGAAAAGAACACGACUGUCCGCGUUUCUUUGAGGAAGUUUUACCGAGAAGAUUUAAUGUGGAACUUCUGCACCGUGAUGAAAAACAAAACAUUAACAUCUACAGGGCAUUUUUAAAAAGAGAUCAGUGAGAACUGGACCAGCCGUCCUCAGGACUGGGUCUGCACCGUGAGAUCAUCACUAUGAUGCUACUGUUGUUGUUUUCAAAAUCUUUUUUAAAAAAAAUUUAAAUAGUGUUUUGUACAAUUGUCACAUCAAAUUGAAUUACUGCUGAUUCAUUUCCAUGAAGUGAAUUUCCUACUUUACAAGUGAACUUACUUUGACUCAAGGAUGUAAUCGACAAUCAACCGACAAAGAAGGACUGUGUUCAAAAUACGUGUAUUUUUUUUAAAGCAUUCUGAUUUUUAAUUUGUUUUCUAAUCUAUCUAAACGUGAAGGUUGUUGAUCUGUUGUUUCUCUCUUACCAAAUAAUAAUGUUCAUAAUCAGUGUUGUGUUUUUAUCUGGUAUGAACAGCAAAACAAAGUGUCCUUGUUUUUUAAAUCGUUACAGUGUUAAUAAAAGGAAAAAGGAUCAAACCCAG